Molecule: messenger RNA, 8558 nt
Organism: Tachysurus fulvidraco (yellow catfish)
Lineage: Eukaryota; Metazoa; Chordata; Actinopteri; Siluriformes; Bagridae
Gene: scn1laa
Product: sodium channel, voltage-gated, type I-like, alpha
Exons: 27
Coding region: 314-6142 (1942 amino acids)
Biological process (GO): sodium ion transmembrane transport; neuronal action potential; membrane depolarization during action potential
Cellular component (GO): voltage-gated sodium channel complex; plasma membrane; axon
Molecular function (GO): voltage-gated sodium channel activity; calcium ion binding; protein binding
Source: RefSeq, a predicted model, not a curated record
CGCUCUGCGCUCAGGCGCGUCUCAGUGUAGUUAGGAAUUUAUCUCGCUCGGGUCCAAUGUCAUUUCUUUGUUUUGCUCGAAAACACACAGAUCUAACUUCUUAUUUGUAAUUUUUUUGUUCUUUAAAAUAUAGUGCGAGUUCUGCAUAUUUAUCUCUCCUUUUCUUUUCCCUGCUGCGUCGAUUUGCCUUGGAUUUUGAAUGUAAAAUACGACUUUUAAGGCGUUUUCCCUCCGAGCCUGUUCCUUACUGAGUGAUGAUGCUGCUACUCAUAUAGUGGGCUAGCAGAACACUCAGAAGGUACAGGAUGCAAAGAUGGCAGAGGUUCUUGCACCGCCGGGACCACACAGCUUCCGUCCGUUCACCCGGGAGUCGCUCAAGGCCAUUGAAAAGCGAAUUGCAGAGGAAAAAAGUAAAAAGCCUAAAAAAGGAGAGCAAGGGGGAAAUGCAAAUGAUGAGGAUCAGCCACAACCUAGCAGUGACUUGGCGGCAGGGCAGAAAUUGCCGUUUAUAUACGGGGACAUUCCCAAAGGAAUGGUGUCCACACCUCUGGAAGAUCUGGACCCAUUUUAUUGCAAUGAGAAAACCUUUAUAGUAUUGAACAAAGGGAAGUCAAUCUUCAGAUUUAAUGCCACUUCUGCCUUGUACAUGCUCAGUCCAUUCAACCCAAUAAGAAGAAUAUCAAUUAAGAUUUUGGUACAUACAUUGUUCAACAUAAUAAUCAUGUGCACGAUCCUUGCAAACUGUGUGUUCAUGACUUUCACUGAACGUGCGGAGAGUCGUUCCUUGUUCAAGAAAAUAGAGUACACAUUUACUGCGAUAUAUACAUUUGAUUCAUUAAUAAAAAUCAUAGCCAUGGGCUUCUGUAUGGGCAAAUUUACCUUCCUCAGAGACCCAUUCAACUGGCUGGACUUCACUGUGAUUGUGUUGGCGUAUGUGACAGAAUUCGACAGCGGUUUGGGUAAUGUCUCUGCUUUGAGAUCUUUCAGAGUUGUUCGGGCCCUAAAAACAAUAUCAGUUAUUCCAGGCCUGAAGACCAUUGUAGGAGCUCUGUUCCAGUCAGUAAAGAAACUUUCAGAUGUGAUGAUUCUGACUGUCUUUUGUUUGAGCGUAUUUGCACUGAUUGCCAUGCAGCUUUUUAUGGGAAACCUGAAGAAUAAAUGCAUAAAGAUCCCAACAAACGGCACUGUUGUCAACUUUACCCAGUACAUUAAUGAUAUGAAUAAUUACUAUAAAAUUGAUGAAAAGAAAGAUCCUCUGCUCUGUGGAAACAACAGUGAUGCAGGGCAAUGUCCAGAUGGUUAUUUCUGUCACAAAGGAGGAAAGAAUCCAAAUCAUGGCUUCACCAGCUAUGAUAACUUUGGUUGGGCUUUCCUCUCUCUCUUUAGACUGAUGACUCAAGACUACUGGGAAAAUCUCUACCAACAGACCCUUCGAGCCUCAGGGAAGACGUAUAUGAUCUUCUUUGUAUUGGUGAUAUUCCUGGGAUCGUUCUACCUGGUGAAUCUGAUCCUAGCUGUAGUGGCCAUGGCCUAUGAUGAACAGAACCAAGCCACCAUGGAAGAGGCCCUGCAAAAAGAGGAAAAAUUUCAGGCCAUGAUGGAACAGCUCAGGAGGCAACAAGCAGAGGCCCAGGCAGCAGUUGCAGUAUUUGAGAGUGGCAACCAUAGUGGAGACAGUUCCUCUUUGGCCUCCAAACUCAGUUCCAAAAGUGCCAAAGAACGAUGCAACCGCAGAAAGAAGAGGAAACAGAAAGAGGGGGAGGAGAAAGAAGACAAUGAAAAAGUCCAAAAUUCUGACACAGGGAGGACCAGAUAUUCUGUGGAUGGAAACAUACUGUCAUAUGAUAGACCAUAUCAAUCUCCUCAUCAGUCACUUGUGAGUAUUCAGGGCUCGGUGUUCUCUCCACGCCGCAACAGUAGGACUAGCAUCUUUACCUUUCGUGGCCGCCUGGGAUCAGAGACUGGAUUUGCGGAUGACGAGCACAGUGCGUUUGAUGAUGCAGGCAGCCGCCGUGGCUCAUUGUUUCUGCCACAUUGCUCUGAGCGUCUUUACAGUACUGGAAGCAGGACAAGCUUGACCCCACGUGUUUUCCUGUCCCCAAAUGGAAAAGUGCGCAGUUCUGUGGAUUGCAAUGGCACAGUGUCAUAUGUGACUGGGAACUCACUGCCUAGCUCUCCAGAUGUUCUGCAGCUACCUGAUGUGGCCACAGAUAAAGCCAUGACAGAUGACAGUAAAAAAAAAGAGGAGUACAGAAAGAGAUAUGAAGCUGAACAACUUUCGCCUGGGUUUUUGACUGAGCCUACAGCAAGACAGAGGGCUCUGAGUGUAGCUAGUAUUAUCACCAACACAAUGGAAGAGCUGGAGGAUUCGAGGCGGAAGUGCCAUCCAUGUUGGUAUAAGUUUGCAAAAACAUUUCUAAUCUGGGAUUGCUUUCCACUGUGGGUGAAAAUAAAGAAACUAGUUAACUUGUUUGUUAUGGACCCAUUUGUGGAUCUGUUCAUCACCAUCUGCAUUGUAAUUAAUACCAUAUUCAUGGCCAUGGAGCAUCACAACAAGGCUGAUUAUUUCGCGGUAGCCCUUAAAGUGGGAAACUAUAUUUUCACAGGGAUCUUUACUGCUGAGAUGAUCUUCAAGAUUAUAGCACUGGAUCCUUAUAAAUACUUCCAAGAAAGCUGGAAUAUAUUUGAUAGUGUCAUUGUAACCCUGAGUAUUGCAGAGCUUGGGUUGGAAAAUGUACCUGGAAUGUCUGUCCUUAGGUCAUUCCGUUUGCUUAGAGUCUUUAAGCUUGCCAAGUCUUGGCCAACUUUAAAUAUGCUGAUCAAAAUCAUUCACAAUUCAGUUGGCGCCCUCGGCAACCUGACGCUCGUCCUGGCCAUUAUUGUCUUCAUCUUUGCCGUAGUAGGCAUGCAGUUGUUUGGGAAGAGUUACACAAAACAUUGUAACGUUACCGUAGAAUGCAGCCUCCCUCGCUGGCACAUGAGCGAUUUCUUCCACUCCUUUCUGAUAGUGUUCCGUGUGUUAUGUGGCGAGUGGAUAGAGACCAUGUGGGACUGCAUGAAUGUAGCUGAGCAGAGCAAGUGCCUAACUGUCUUCCUCCUGGUGAUGGUGAUUGGAAACCUUGUGGUUCUGAACCUCUUCCUGGCCUUGUUGCUUAGCUCUUUUAGUGCCGAUAACCUGGCAGCCACAAACGAUGACGGCGAAAUGAAUAACCUGCAGAUUGCUAUGGGGCGCAUCCACAAGGGUGUCACGUUCACUAAAGCCAGUGUGCACAGCUUCUUUCAAAGCAGCUGCUUUAGAAGGAGACGGAAUAAGGUAAAGGAGGAAGAUGGCCUGAAAGAUUGCAAGAAGCUGGCUGAUAUGUCAACUCAUACCACAGUGGAGCUGAUUAAAGAGCCACAGUGUGAGAAAGAGCCAUUUGGUACCGACAGUGGAUCUGAGAAUUUCAUCUUCGAUCCCACCUUGUCUGUCUCUGUACCCAUAGCCACUGCUGACUCUGACCCUGAGUGCAACAUGGAUGAUUUAAGCAGUUACUCUUCUGACAUAAAUGAAGAUAAAGAGAAACUGUCAGACUGUAUGAGCUCUUCAGAGGGCAGCACAGUGGACCUUCAACCCCUGAAGGAGAGAAGAGAAUCACUUGACUUUGAGCUUGAAUUACCUGCGGAUGAUCCAGAAGCCUGUUUUACACAAGGCUGUGUGAACAGGUUUCCUUGUUGCCAGGUGAAUGUGGAAAAAGGCAAAUGGAAGACAUGGUGGACCCUCAGGCACACUAGUUACAGGAUAGUGGAGCAUAACUGGUUUGAGUCAUUCAUCAUCUUUAUGAUCCUGCUGAGCAGUGCCGCACUGGCCUUUGAAGACAUACACAUUGAGAAAAGGAAGAAUGUAAAGACUGUUUUGGAAUAUGCAGAUAAAGUGUUUACCUACAUCUUCAUAUUGGAGAUGCUUCUGAAAUGGCUGGCAUAUGGAUUUGCGAAAUAUUUCACCAAUGCCUGGUGCUGGCUUGACUUCCUGAUAGUGGGCGUCUCUCUGGUCAGCCUAGUGGCCAGCGCUCUCAAUUAUUCAGAGCUUUCUGCCAUCAAAUCUCUGCGUACGCUUCGAGCCCUGAGACCUCUUCGCGCUCUAUCACGCUUUGAAGGCAUGAGGGUGGUGGUCAACGCUCUUUUUGGUGCCAUUCCCUCCAUCGUGAAUGUACUGCUUGUCUGUCUCAUCUUCUGGCUCAUCUUUAGCAUCAUGGGUGUCAACUUGUUUGCUGGAAAGUUUUAUGAAUGUGUAAAUGUAACUGAUGGUACUCGCAUGACUACGAACGUGGUCAUGAACAUAACCGAUUGUGAUCAGCUGGGCAACAGUACCCGGUGGAAAAAUUUAAAGAUUACCUUUGAUAAUGUUGGAGCAGGAUAUCUGGCUUUGCUGCAAGUAGCUACUUUCAAAGGCUGGAUGGAUAUUAUGUAUGCUGCAGUUGACAACCGUGGUGUGGAUCAACAGCCUCAGUAUGAAGCAAGUCUGUUGUACUACAUCUACUUUGUAGUCUUCAUCAUAUUUGGCUCCUUCUUCACAUUGAACCUUUUUAUUGGCGUCAUUAUUGACAACUUUAAUCAGCAGAAGAAAAAGUUUGGAGGUCAGGACAUUUUUAUGACAGAGGAACAGAAGAAAUAUUACAACGCUAUGAAGAAACUUGGUUCGAAGAAACCACAAAAACCAAUUCCCCGGCCAACAAACAAGCUCCAGGCUUUUCUUUUUGACAUUGUUACAAAUCAAGCUUUCGACAUCUUCAUUAUGGUACUUAUAUGCCUAAAUAUGCUCACUAUGAUGGUGGAGUCAGAAACUCAGACAGAAGACACACGCACGCAUCUGAAGAAUAUCAACAUGGUGUUUGUGGUAAUCUUCACAAUGGAAUGUUUACUAAAGAUGAUUGCACUUCGACACUACUUUUUCACUCUUGGCUGGAACAUCUUUGACUUUGUAGUGGUCAUUCUCUCGAUAGUUGGCACGUUUGUCUCUGAAAUCAUUAAGUACCUGUUUUCUCCAACCUUGAUCCGUGUUGUUCGACUUGCUCGGAUUGGCCGUAUUUUGCGCCUCAUCAAAAGUGCCAAGGGAAUACGUACCCUUUUGUUUGCUUUAAUGAUGUCUCUCCCAGCCCUAUUCAACAUCGGACUUCUUCUCUUCUUAGUCAUGUUUAUCUACGCAAUUGUUGCCAUGUCACAAUUUGCCUAUGUCAAGAAGGAGGCUGGAAUAGAUGACAUGUUUAACUUUGAGACUUUCGGCAACAGCAUGUUAUGUUUGUUUCAGAUCACUACCUCUGCAGGGUGGGAUGGACUCCUGUCACCCAUACUUAACAAGCCUCCUGAUUGCGAUCCAAAUAAGGAACACCCUGGCAGCCAAUAUAAAGGUGACUGUGGCAACCCAGCUAUUGGUAUCAUUUUCUUUGUGAGCUACAUUAUUAUAUGCUUCUUGAUCGUGGUGAAUAUGUACAUAGCUGUGAUCCUUGAAAACUUCAGUGUGGCCACAGAGGAGAGUGCUGAGCCAUUAAGUGAGGAUGACUUUGAAAUGUUCUAUGAGGUGUGGGAAAAAUUCGAUCCUGACGCUACACAGUUCAUAGAAUACAAACAGUUGUCUGACUUUGCCGAUACUCUUGACCCACCUCUGCGUAUACCUAAGCCCAAUAGGAUCCAGCUAAUUCACAUGGACUUGCCAAUAGUAAGCGGGGAGCGUAUCCACUGCUUGGACAUCUUGUUUGCAUUUACAAAGCGUGUCCUGGGAGAAAGUGGUGAUAUGGAUAUUCUUCGUGGGCAGAUGGAGGAUCGUUUCAUGGCUUCUAACCCUUCUAAGGAGUCUUAUGAGCCCAUCACUACAACUCUACGCCACAAGCAUGAGUUCAUGUCAGCUAUCAUCAUUCAGCGGGCCUUCAGGAUGCAUCUUAGGAGACAGAAUGUAAAAAUGGACUCAGAACCAUACAAAGAAGCUGUACAGGAGAAUGGAAUGGUUUCAAACAAGUGUAACAACCACUCUGCUUCAGACAAAUCCGAAACAUCAUCCUCUACAAUUGUCCCACCAUCAUAUGCCAGUGUAACACAAUCUGGUAAGAACAAAUAUGAGAAAGACAAGAGGGAAAAGGAAAUAAAAGGAAAAGAUAACAUUGAGCGGUAAAAGUGACAGGAUGAAGGAUGAAAAAAGCAAAACAACAACAAUAUUUAGGAGUUGUUUUUAACAAUAUUAUUAUUUUUUUAUUUUAAUCAUCUCCAUGGAUCAAAUAUACAUUUUUCCUAAGUGUAGUUAUACAGUAUAUGCCAUAGUGGCAUCAUUUGCUAUUAUCUUAUUGAACGUACAAUCUUCUUUAAUAGUAUCUUUUAUUAUGCUGUUUUGAAGAAAUUUUACUUACUGUACUUACUUUAGUGCCAGCCAUCUUCUGAUGCAUUCUGAUACCAUCCAGCGUUUUUUUCUGUCAUGCUUCCUUCUCUUGGUGCUUUUGUUGUAUAUUACCGCUGGUUUUUAAACCUUGUCGGAAAUUGAAUGGAGGCUUAAUUUCGUAGCUUUUCUGAAGUCAUUUGGUUUGAUCAACAGCACUUCCCAUUAUGGAUGCAGAUAUUAUUGUCCUUGUUCGAUUAAGCCAUGUACUUUAUGUAAUCGUUCGGCUGUAAGACAACAACCAUGCUUCCAUUCUAUGCCUUUUAAUCAUGCAGAGAUUUUAAAACAUGGAUAUUGCUAGAACUCAUAAAUCUGUUUGAGCUCCAGUGAAUCACUUUGUUUACAACGGACAAUUCAGGGAAUUUUAUCAUUUGAAGAAGUUGAUGAAACCUUUUUCAUGCUUGCUUAUCAGCAGAGAAAAUGAGCCAUGUUAUGUUGGACUCUAGAGAGAUGGGAUUGAAAUAAAGCCUCUCAAAUGCUACAUAAACCAGAAGUAACCAGUUCCUCAUGAAAUCCUCAGGGAAUUGGUGAUACUUAUGCAGGAUUUAUCCUCCAACAUCAACCAAAGAGGGACCUGUGUGCUGCAGCAAAUGAGAAAAUGUAUGUACGUAAAUGUGCCUAUGAAUGUACUAAAAAAUUGAAUGUGUAUGAGCGAGAGCAUAUACAAUACAUAAACUGGCAGAAUCAGCCAUAACCAGCUGUAACUACUGUACACUGUUUAAUUUAGCAAGUAUAUAAAUCUUGUCUUAUUAACACUGUUUGAUUACAUUAGUGUAGAUCGUGCAUUUCAACAUAGUCUGUCUGAAAGUUUCAAAUGUUUUGCUAUGCAUCCUGGGUAUUUAUUUUCUUUUACAUUCAAGCUGUGCCACAGAUUUGAUCCUGCCAGAAAUUUGACCAUACUAGCUUUCAAAGAUUUAUUUAAUUAUAUUCAUGGAACACAAACUUGUAUUAUUGUCAUUUCCAGGAAUAAUAUUAGCUUAUAAUAUUAGCUUAUAAUAAUAAUAUUAUAAACAUAUCCAAAUAUUUUGGUGGAAUAAAGCUAUAAAGAUGAGAAAAUAGUCCAUAUCCCAUAGACAUCUAUGCUAAAGGAAGUGUUGUUUCACAUUCAGUAUUUCAGGAUGGCUCUACGCCUCACAGGUGCCUGUUAACCAUGUUAGAAAGCCAUUAGUACAGUAUAUGUGCCUAUUUGCAUCAUGAGCAUACAGUACAAAAUAAAUUCUUUAAUAAACAGAUGACUCUUAGGUCUUACCUUUAAACCAAUCUAUUGCACAUUAAAGCCAUUCAACAAUUCAAUUCAGAAGAAGUAACUUAAACUUUAUUGCGCAAGUUUCUUGUAGUCUUGAUUAAAAACAGAUAUAUGUAGAAAUAUGAAUUGUCUAGCAUAUUUUAUAUGUUUGAAAAUAGAAAAAAAAUGUCUAAUAAAAUAUAUUCUGUGUCUAGUCAGCUGGAUGUUGGGAAGAAUUAACGAGUUGAAUUUAUUUCCUUAAUAAGCCUAUAUUGCAUUACUGAAAUAUUCUGUAUAUCACUUUGCGUUUAUACACUGUGUGUGCGUGUGUGUUUGUGUGUCAGAGUGUGUCUGUGUGUCUGUUGUUUGUAAAGAGGUUUGAGAUAAGAAAUACACCAUGCACACUUUGGUUGCACUUUUUUAGUUUAAUUACCUCCCUCUAAAGACUGCACUCUAAAUUGCUGUACUGUGUAUUUGAAUCUUAUUUGUACUUUGAAGAGGUGUCUUUAGGAACUGAGCAUGCUCCAUGUGCAUUGACUAAUAUUAUCUAUGACUGAAAUAGAGAAUAUCUUUGGUUGAUUCUGUCUGUGCCUGGAAUUGUGUGUCCUACAUUCAAACAAUCCUUGCAUUUGUUUACAUUAUGUUCAUGGAAUUUUCUCAUGUCCAUUUCUAUUCUGCUUUGAAUCAACUACUUAUCCUUAAAGACUUGUUAUAUAUGUCUCACAUAAACACUGUUAUGAUCCUGUUCUGUGAGUGUGUUAUACAGUGAAAUAUACAUUUAUAUGAAAUGAAUGUUUUGAUUACAUAAGCACAGGUAAUAGAUGACAUUUUAUACAUACAUUAAGCUUGUAAUCUAUUAUACUGCAUGCCAGAUACUGCCAUGAGUCUGAUUAAGGAAGCCAAAAGAAUAAAAAUGUCAUGUAAAUUGGGAAA